AUGGAUUCAUGGGUAAUCAAAACAACCAAAAACUCGUCGCAAAAUACUACCGAAUAUAAUAAAAUGUCCGAAAGUGGUAGAUCUUUUAGAAGUCAAUGGUUCAAAUUAUUUGAUUGGCUUGAAUAUUGUCCAGAAAAAAAUGUUGCAUUUUGCUAUCCAUGCAGAAUUUUUGGUAAUAAUGAGACUAAAGAAAUUGCAUUUUCUGUGACAGGAUAUUCUAACUGGAAAAAAGCUUUGGCAAAUAAUAAAGGGUUUUAUAAACAUCAAUCUUCUUCAUCGCACCGUAUUUGUAUAACAAAAUUGGUAGAUAAACAAAAACGUGUUGAAACGACUACAGAAAUUUCAACAUUGUUGAAUGAAAACGUUCUCGAAAAACAUAGAUAUUAUGUAAAAUCAAUUUUUGAAAUAAUCAUAUUUUUAGUCGUGAAUGAAUUACCACUUCGUGGGGAUUUUGAUUUAGAAAUGCACGAAGAUAAAGGUUUAUUUCAAUCACUUUUUCGGUACACUCUUAAAAAAGACACUAAACUUGCAGAAUGCGCUAAAUUAAUUCCUCAAAAUGCUACUUAUUUAUCCCCUUUCAUUCAAAAUGAAACUAUCAAUAUUAUGCAUAACGCUGUGCAAAAUAGUGUUGUAGAAGAUUUAAAAAAUGCAGAUGUCCCAUGGUAUACUAUAAUGGAGGAUGGAACUAAAGACAAUAAUAAUCGGGAAAAUAUUGCCAUAGCCAUACGAUACGUAAAAAAUGGAAAACCAAUUGAAUCUUUAUUAGCAAUUAAAAAUGCAACAAAUUUAAAUGCAGCUUAUUUUGUGCAAAUGACACUUGAUCUUUUAAAGUCAUUAAAUAUUAAUACUGAUUAUAUGCUCAGCCAAUGUUACGAUGGCGCUAGCGUGAUGAGUGGUACUAAAGGUGGUGUUCAGGCUUUAAUGCAAAAAAAGCUUAAUCGAACUAUUCCCUAUGUACAUUGUUAUAAUCAUCAAUUGCAUUUGGUUAUUGUCAAAGCAGUGUCGGAAGUGACCGAAAUUGGUCACUUUUUUGAUCAGUGUACUGCCCUCCUACUGGGAAAAGCAGUAACUACAAAAAUCAUUUUUUUGGGAAAUUGA
Acyrthosiphon pisum (pea aphid) is the source of this 1098-nucleotide messenger RNA. RefSeq names its product zinc finger MYM-type protein 1-like. The coding region runs from base 1 to 1098 and encodes 365 amino acids. The record is from RefSeq and is a predicted model, not a curated record. Lineage: Eukaryota; Metazoa; Arthropoda; Insecta; Hemiptera; Aphididae. The transcript has 2 exons.